Messenger RNA from Aspergillus calidoustus, 1863 nucleotides. The record is from the annotation of a GenBank genome assembly. Lineage: Eukaryota; Fungi; Ascomycota; Eurotiomycetes; Eurotiales; Aspergillaceae.
AUGACCCCCAGCCCACCACUGCCAUCCAAAUCCCGCUCGCGAUCACGCACACCACCAAAUCCAAAUGCGACCGGAUUCGGGCCCCUAAGAUCACGGCGAGGCUGCAAAACCUGCAAAACGCGCCGCGUAAAAUGCGGAGAGGAAAAACCAACCUGUCUCCGCUGCAGCAGCACCGGCCGGAAAUGCGAGUAUGAGGGGGCGAGAUUCGGCACGUACUCCUCGGCUCCUGCGUCUACCGUCGUCUCACUCCUGGAAUUCGACAAGCCGCGCUCGCCGUCAUCGUCGCCGCCGGGUUCGAGCUCAUCGAAUUCCGUCUGGCGCGAGCGCCGCGCGUUCGCGUACUACUUCCAGCACGCCGCGUCGUUCGUCGGCGGACUCGAUGCGGACUUUUGGAGUACUGUCGUCCCACAGGUUUGUCGGAUUGAGCCCGCGGUUUGGGACGCGAUUAUUGCGCUGAGCGCCAUGUUUGAGAAUCGCGAGGAGGAUUCGCACUCACACAGUUCUCCUAGUAGCAGUAGCAGUGCGAGUUUAACCGAGAACCGCCGUGAUGCACUGGCGUGGUACUCGCGCUCCGUCAGCGCCGUUCGGCUGCGCAUCGAGCGUGGGUUCGGCGAUGUCUUCAUUGGACUUAUUAGUUGUGUCCUGUUCAUUUGCAUCGAGGCUCUUCAAGGAAGUACGGAGGAAGCGAUUCGGCUUUAUGCGCAGGGUGUCCAGCUUAUUGCUGCGCUGCGCGCGCAGAUUGCUGCUGGUGCUAUACCGGCGAGUAAGGCUUCCCUGCUGGAGGAUACGAUUGUGCCGAUUUUUGUUCGGUUGGCGAUUAUGGCGCUCACAGUCUCCGGCGUUUCGGUCGAGAAUCUCAUGUCGGAGACUGCGCAGCUUUUGACGGGCUUCGCGUCUCUGAAAGCUGCCCGGGAGGCUCUCGUCCUUCUGACCAUUGAGAUCCAGCAGUUCCAAGGAGUCUGCGAGGAGCAUCACGCAAAGGUCAACUACACCGGCGACAUCCCGCCCGAAUUCUUCACGCACCAGACGGCGCUCUUCAACCGGUUGCGUAACUGGUACACAGCAUUCACAGCCCUGACCAACACCCUCCGCCUGCAGAUGAAAAACGAAACAAUCCCACCGAAAGAAACAAGCACAAUCGCGCUGCUGUCCGCAUACCACGAAAUGGCCCACACAAUCACCGCAAUCUGCAUCUCGCCCCGGAAAACAUUAACAGAUCGCUAUUUACAGAACUUCCAAAAUAUAGUCGACCACUCGCGCAUCGCUCUCGACGCCUCGGCCCGCUCAGACGGGUCUCAGCCACCAUUUACAUUCGACAUUGGCGUCGGGUUUCCCAUUUGGUUUACGUGUCUCCGGUGCGCGGACCCCGGGAUUCGCCGACAGGCACUUGCGCUGCUACGGCGCGCGCCGCAGGUCGAGGGAUUUUAUGGUAAUGGGACGAUCACUGUUUCCGCUGAGGCGAUUAUGGUCAUUGAAGAGUCGCUCGCGGUGGCUAUAAACGCGGUUCGGGAGAGGAACCCCGGCGGGAAUGCGGAUACGUCCCAUAUCUCCAUCUUCGAUGUAAACGGCUUCUCGGUUACGCGGGAGGGCCAAAACACUGCACUUCCAGUCCGUGUUCCUACCACGCUUGCUGUGGCGGAUAUCCCCGACGAGGCGCGCAUCAAGCCGCUUGUUCCGUUCCGUCCGCGCGACGGGAUUCCGCCGGGGCUUACGAAUGAGCAUGUGGAGAGAUGGGGAAGAGCGGGUGAUUGUUGGUUUCUGCUCUUUUCGAGAUUGGAUCGGGAUCGGGAUUCCGCGGAGCGGGGUGGGAAUGGGUCGUGGAGGGAGGUUUUUGAUUGUAUACCCGCUGAGAUGUAUCCGUAG